AUGUCUGACAGAUAUGAUGGUGGCGGUACCGUAGCGAAAAUAGUGAAAAGGUUGUAUUUCGGUGCUGUAAAUCAGCGGAACGCAUUGACGCUGACAUUGAACUUUUUCGUGAAUUUCUCGCCGAUUCUACUCUGGCUAAUCAUUUUCAAAAAUGCCGGCGCCAUACCGAUUGAAGUAAGGCCCAAGAUACACAGCAAAGCUGCAUUUCUCUUAGACAUUUACCUCUUUGGUGAUCUUUGGAACGAACUGUUGUUUCAGUACAACAAUGACCGCUACCGGAUGGCGACUUUUGUGACGUCUUUUGCAUUUGCGGUAGUGUGUCUCGUGCUGAUUCCCGUGGCAAUUUGGUACUUCAUCUACUAUGUGAAGAAAGUGAAGUACAACGUGAUCGAGUGGUACGACCACAUUUUCCACUUCAGCAGCAGAUCGAAUCCCAAGAGAUUGCGGGUUUUGGUGGUUCCGUUCCUUCUGCCGCUGGUCGCGUUUCUUCUACUCAACUUCGAGCACACCUUUGCUGUUCAGACAAACGAGAAUUUUCAAAAAUGGAAGGACAUUCUAGCAUGGUUUUCAUACGUCAUUUUGCAUCUGACCGCACCCAUUCUCACGGCGGUUUAUCUGUAUGUGUUCCAUCCACCGGGAACGGUGAAGUGUUUUGCAUUGGCUCUUGGGUUGCAGAACUUGAUGGGUGUUUGCACGCACCUCCUCCUGCCGAUGGCUCCACCGUGGUUCGUCCAUCUCUACGGUAUCAACGACGUCGAGCAUGUCAAUUACACCCAGAAGGGCUACGCGGCGGGGCUUACCCGUGUGGACUCACAUUUGGGCACGCAUUUGAACAAUGCUGGCUUCCACUUGUCGCCCAUUGUGUUUGGCGCGGUGCCCUCCUUGCACUCAGCGAUGGCGGUUCAGUGUUUCCUGUUCUUGGUCACAAGGUCAACUACGCUGAAAAACAGGUUUACUGCCCAGACCGCUCAUGGACUCGAUGCCGCCAAAAGUCCCGAGGAUCUGGAGCUCGCAAGCGUCGACGGGACUUCCCAGGAGGUUGAUCAAGAAUCGCUCGUCAGCUCCACCGUGGAGCGCGAGAACGACGGCGAAGUCAUCAGCUACCUGAAAUACUACCAUCAGGACCCUUCUCUGACCAACAGAUGGUAUUUUACCAUCUUCAACAAAGCCAUCCUGCCCCGCUUUCUCGGAACCGGCUUCAUCAUUUUGCAAUGGUGGGCAACGAUGUAUCUCGACCACCACUACCGUUUCGAUCUUUUUAUCGGCGUCCUGUACGCCCUCUUCAUGCAUAUCCUGAUCAACAAUCUGAUCCUACAACCACGCGUGCUGACUCGCUGGAUCCAAAUCAGAACCGGUCAGGAGCCAGAUACUAAGAACGAAGGCAGAACCCUCGGAAUGCGGGUGUUCGAAAACACCAGAUUCGAGUGGUUCUUCGACCCAUUAGCAUAA
Molecule: messenger RNA, 1449 nt
Organism: Torulaspora globosa
Lineage: Eukaryota; Fungi; Ascomycota; Saccharomycetes; Saccharomycetales; Saccharomycetaceae
Gene: IPT1
Product: inositolphosphotransferase
Exons: 1
Coding region: 1-1449 (482 amino acids)
Biological process (GO): sphingolipid biosynthetic process; inositol phosphoceramide metabolic process
Cellular component (GO): inositol phosphoceramide synthase complex
Molecular function (GO): inositol phosphoceramide synthase activity
Source: RefSeq, a predicted model, not a curated record